AUGAGCUCAGCAUAUCCAGCAUUAAAUGAUUUGUUUGAAUUUCUUAAUAGUUCUAUUACAAAUGUUUCCAUAUUGUACUCUAAAAUUCCUGGAUCAGGGAUCCUAUUAAAGUACAUAAAGAACUCACAUCAAGAUGAUCCUUAUCGCACAACACUAGAACUUUUUUUAGAAGUAGAAGAAUUGGUUGAUGAAUGGCAACCAGAACCUUUGGUUUCAAAAUUAUCAGAUGAUGAUUUAAAAGAAUUAGAAAAGGUUCCUAUAAUUAACGGGCCUCAAGGUUCUAAGGUAAAAUUGACAAAUGGUAAAACGUUGAUGAAUUUUGCUAGCUUUGAUUUCUUAGGAAUGUUAUCUCGAGAUGAAAUCAAGGAAAAGGCCAUUGCAACACUUAGAAAAUAUGGUGUUGGAUCAUGUGGACCACCUGGGUUUUAUGGAACUUUUGAUGUACAUACAGAAUUUGAAAAAAAAGUUUCAGAGUUUUUAGGAACUGAAGACACAAUCUUAUAUUCUCAAGGAUUUUCUACAAUUGGAUCAGCAAUUCCAUCAUUUUGUAAAAGAGGAGAUAUAAUUGUAGCUGAUCAAGGGUGUAAUUUUGCAAUACAGAAAGGUAUACAAAUUUCUAGAUCUGUAAUUAAAUGGUAUAAACAUAAUGAUAUGGAAGAUUUGGAAAGAAUUUUGCAGAAAAUCAAAGAUGAAGAUAUUGAGAUUGAAUUAAAGAAAAAAUUCAAGUAUCGUUUAAUUCUUGAUGAAAGUUUGUCAUUUGGAACCAUGGGGAAAAGAGGAGCUGGAUUAACUGAUUAUUUCAAUAUUCCGGUUAUGGAUGUUGAUAUGAUUGUUGGAUCUAUGUGUACUGCAUUAUGUUCAUCAGGAGGAUUUUGUUCAGGGUCAUUUGAAGUUACUGAACAUCAAAAAAUAUCAGGUCCAGCAUAUUGUUAUUCAGCUUCAUUACCAGCAAUGUUAGCAGUUAGUGCAACAGAAUCUUUAUCAAUUCUAUCAAAAAAUUCUCAAUUGUUAAUAACAACAUUAUCAUCAAACAUUCAAACAUUCAGGAAUUGUUUAUCAAAUGUUAAAUAUGUCAAUAUUGAAGGAUCAAAAGAUUCACCAGUACUACAUUUGAGAAUUAAUGAAGAUGAUAUAGUUAAUGAGGCAAUGAACAAUGGUGUAUUAUUAACAAGAUCUAAAUAUGUUAAGAAUCAAGAAUUAUUUAAUGUAGAACCAAGUAUUAGAAUUUGUAUUUCUACUAUUUUCACAAAAAAAGAAAUUGAAAAAUCAGCCAACAUUAUUAAACUUGCUAUUAAUAAAAUAUUAAAGAACAAGAUUAAAUAA
This is a messenger RNA of Entrophospora candida, 1323 nucleotides long. The record is from the annotation of a GenBank genome assembly. NCBI's taxonomy places the organism in Eukaryota, Fungi, Glomeromycota, Glomeromycetes, Entrophosporales, Entrophosporaceae.